Messenger RNA from Cuscuta epithymum, 1370 nucleotides. The record is from the annotation of a GenBank genome assembly. Lineage: Eukaryota; Viridiplantae; Streptophyta; Magnoliopsida; Solanales; Convolvulaceae.
GUCCGGAGCAUUUUAAUACUUCAUCCGUCCCUUAAUAAAAGACACACUUUACUUUUUUGGGAUCUCUAUAUAAAUACACACAGGGGCGGAUCCAGGAAUCUGAGAUGCCCUGGGCUGAAAGGAAUUAUACUAGGCUUAAAUAUUAGAGGGGUGGACUAAAUGUGAAAAAAAAUUACACUAAAAAAAUUGAAAAUUUUCCAAGUUAUCCUGGGCUUCAGCCUACCAUAGCCAAUACAUAGAUCCCUGAAUACACAUUUCCUUUUUUAGCACCAUGCAUAAUUUUACCUCGACUCCGAGUAAGACAGUACAAGGUGAAAUCGAUCGAAGGGAAGAUGGCAGGCAAGACAUUUACUUAAUUACGGAGUAGAUGCGUUUUGUUUUCUUUUACACUUUGUUUUUUUUUCUCCUAAUCAAUAAUGAGCGCAGGAGGCAAUGCGGAAGAAGUUGUGGCUUUGUUGUUUUGGGGCGGGGAAAUGAUAAAGCGAGGAGAUCUCGGGUCUGUGGAUUAUUCAGAUCCGCCAAAAACGAUGCGUUUCUUGAGUCGCCACAGUGGCCACGAAGAUCUCGUGGCGGAGGUGCAUUCGGCGAUGAACACCGACGAAGAGGAAACGAGUUUGGAUCUGUUCGGGAAGUACGCGACGAGGGUGGACGGAGAGAAGUUGGUGUUCGUCUCUAUUCCGCUCACUGAUGAUCGAUCGUGGCGGUGGUUUUUGAAGUCGGUGGAUCUCUCCCAGCCCCUUCAUGUGUAUGCCUCUGCCACUGGAAAGAGCAGAGCACCAGAUGCUGAGGGCUGCAACCCCAGGGCGCGUGCUUCAAGGAGCGUGCGGCGGAAGAGAACCGGAGGCGCGUGGUCUUCGUCGUCGUCGAUGCGGAUCUUUGUGAACACCCUGAGGGAGAAGACGGUUACCUUAGAGGUCGAAUCAUCGGACACUGUUGGUGAAUUGAAGGAACAAAUAGAGGAUUCGGCAGGCUAUCCGCCUGACCGGCAGCGCCUCAUCGUCGGGGGAAGGCAACUGGAGGACUGUAAGACGCUUGCCGACUACAACAUCCGGCAUAGUUCCACUCUCCUCCUCGUCCUCAGGGCUUGAUUUGAAUAUAUGUAUCUAGCUUCUCUAGCACGAGCCAUUGAACCUUUCCUUUUGCCAUCUCAGAUAUGGAGUAUUUGGUUCAUCUUUUUUGUUUUUGGUUCAUCGAUUUGAAGCGUUGCGAGAUGAAUGGAUUGGGUUUUCUAAUCAAAGUUUAGGUAUUACGGGGUAAUAUUCAGCUGGCUGCAUAACCUCUAUUGACUCAAAGGGCUAUCUGUACAAUUAGUCGAUUACAAUGAACGUAUUUUGAUGUUUCGUGGUUAUUACAUUGUGCUCUUUCCGUCC